This is a messenger RNA of Macrobrachium nipponense, 1287 nucleotides long. Its product is annotated as microprocessor complex subunit DGCR8-like. NCBI's taxonomy places the organism in Eukaryota, Metazoa, Arthropoda, Malacostraca, Decapoda, Palaemonidae. Gene Ontology annotation, cellular component: microprocessor complex. Gene Ontology annotation, biological process: primary miRNA processing. The record is from RefSeq and is a predicted model, not a curated record. Gene Ontology annotation, molecular function: identical protein binding; double-stranded RNA binding; primary miRNA binding. The transcript is spliced from 7 exons. Bases 466 to 1044 code for a protein of 192 amino acids.
UAACUCUAGUAUCUCUUUGUUUUUAUUUUUUUAUUUUUUCGGUGAGCAGGCCUUUCGUUACAAUUUAUUGGCUUAAAAGUAGUAAUUCCAAAGAAGAGAUUCGUACGCAAACAUCGUUUUUUUAAAUAUUUCUUGGUAGUAGCCUAUGCUGAUUAGGGAGACAGGGAUAUCCAGUCUUACUUUGCUGGAGCCCAAGGGGACAAAGUUCAACCUAGCUAGUUUAGGGCACAGCGCCCUAAGUUAGGUUAGGAAGGUAAGGUCUGAUGAGGCCAGGACACAGUAUUCUAGGAAAGGUUUUGAUAUCUCAUGCAUGCCCCUGUCUCCCUACUCUGCAUCCACUCUGAUAAUAUGUAGCCUACGUGUAUCCUAGUUUGCAUACAGUCACGAGUCGUCGUUGGUCAGAGAAGGAGCUAAAGACCUCUACUCUCCUUUCGAAGUUUCUGACUUAACAAAGAUAAAGCUAACAUGGAAGAAGGUCCCCCGAGGAAGCAAGCUCGUCUAGAGUCAGACACAGAAGAUGGGAGGUCCAAUAGUGGAGAUACAACGCAGAGUCUGGAACAUGAUGAACAGUGUCCAUUCCCAUGGACUGGGUCAAAAAGUACUGGAACUAGGGCAUCUGGUGGAAAUAGUGUCAUGACUGAUGAAAGGUAUGCAGAUUUCCAGCUACUAGAUGAAGUACAUGAGGAUGACAAUGAUGAUGAUGAUGAUAACGAUGCGGAUGGUCAGGAUACUGAAGAUGAUUAUGACUAUGAUUCAGAAGUGCCUGAGGAAGAGAUUGAUGCACUUCUUGAAGAGGGACUUCCAGAAGAGAUGAAAGGACCUAGGAAAAGGAAGAGAGAUGCCAUUAUUGGUGAAGGAGAGGAAGCCCCAUAUGAUGAAAGGGAAAAAUUGGUGCUGAUAGAGAAAGGAAACAACCAUUUUGAGGUUCUGCCUGAAGGGUGGGUUCAAGUAACUCACAAUUCUGGAAUGCCUGUCUAUCUUCACAAAGCAGUCAAGAGUGUGCACAAUGUCAAAACCCUACUUUUAGGGGCAGGGCAGUGUUAGGAAACAUGACAUCCCUUUGAGUGCGGUUCCUUGUCUUCAGUAUCUAAAAGCUCUUAGAGAAGAAUUGCAGAGCAAAGAAGGAAAUGGAGAAGGCACUAGUGAAGAUAAAAGAGACAGUGGAUUGGAUAAAACAACACAUUUAAGUAAGGAUGGAGGAGAUAAUCAUGGAGUAGAAUCAGGAGCAAGCAAUGAUGUGGUAAACAAAACAUUUUCAAGUGUCCUGGGACUAACUCCAUUGGAAGG